Anoplophora glabripennis (Asian longhorned beetle) is the source of this 613-nucleotide messenger RNA. RefSeq lists its product as uncharacterized. Lineage: Eukaryota; Metazoa; Arthropoda; Insecta; Coleoptera; Cerambycidae. The transcript has 3 exons. The coding region runs from base 128 to 505 and encodes 125 amino acids. The record is from RefSeq and is a predicted model, not a curated record.
UUUUUUUAACGUAUACAUCAACGGUAGGACUUACAAGGCUACCUUCGAUUGUGUAUAAAAUAUUUUUGCUUGGUAAGCACUGUUUAGAAAACAUCAUCUUCAUCGUCAGUGCAAACACAUACCAGCCAUGUGGAAGGUAGUUGUAGUUAGCUGUUUGGUAACUCAAAUCCUGGUAUGUAGGGUGACUUCAAGGGCAGUAGAACCAAUGGAUUCUUCCGAAGAGGCUACAGCCGAACCAGUAGAUAUCCCUAUUAAGAUAGGACCUAUAAGAAGCCCACCUAAGAAUUUUUCGAUCUUCAACCAAGUGGACGACCCCUUUUUCAGCUUUAUGAGCAAAAUGGCGAAUUUUGGUUACCUUUCUUCGCAGGUGGCUAUAAGCAGGAUGAAAGAUCACAGUCAGAAAAUUAAAGACAUUGGAGGGCAGGUGGAAGGUUUUAUAGAGAAUCUACCAACUUUUCCAAUACCUAUCUUGGAUAAUAUGUCACACACUCGAGUCCUGAACUAAGACAACCAUUGUAAAUACAUGUUAUUUUGUUCUAGGUAUUUUGUACUAUUUAUACUUUAUUGUUUUGUAAGUGAUAAUAAAAAAAUGGCAGUAUGUCCCUUCUUUUCA